Molecule: messenger RNA, 1576 nt
Organism: Brachypodium distachyon (stiff brome)
Lineage: Eukaryota; Viridiplantae; Streptophyta; Magnoliopsida; Poales; Poaceae
Product: cysteine-rich repeat secretory protein 15
Exons: 2
Coding region: 267-1229 (320 amino acids)
Cellular component (GO): plasmodesma
Source: RefSeq, a predicted model, not a curated record
CAAGCAGAGGCACCGUCCAGCGAGCCGGGUCGACGUAAAGAUUAACCACAAAUCCUCGAUCGCAAGCUUAACCAAAAGCUGGCAUUUAAUCCGUGUCCCUCCCUGCCAUUUACUCCCCGGACAGAGAGACUCGGAAAAGCAUUCGCCACAAGCGCGCGUGGGCGCAGCAGCCAUCGAAUCGAAAAACCACCCUUCGCACAAACAGCUGGUAGCGCGCAAGAACUCUGCCUUCAAUUCCGGUCACAAACACAAACACGCGCGCGCGCAUGUGCACUUGGGUCUCGCUAGCCAUGCAUCAGCGCAACCAACUAGUCACCGUCCUGCUGCUCGGCGCGAUGGCUCUCACGGAGGCCGGCACCGGCACGUUCAUCUACGCCGGGUGCUCGCCGUCCAAGUACGAGCCAGACAGCGCCUUCGAGGGCAGCCUCAAGUCGCUCCUCACCUCCAUCACCAACGCGGCCCCCAACGGCCUAUACAACAGCUUCACGGCCGGGAACAACGGCACCACCACGGGCGCCGCGGCGUACGGCCUGUACCAGUGCCGCGGCGACCUGGGCAACGGCGACUGCGCGGCGUGCGUGCGCGACGCGCUGGCGCAGCUCGGCCAGGUGUGCCCGGCAGCCUACGCGGCGUCGCUGCAGCUGGAAGGCUGCUACGCGCGCUACGACAGCAGCGAUUUCAUCGGCCAGCCGGACACGGCCAUGGUGUACCGCAAGUGCAGCACCAGCACGAGCACCGACGGGGAGUUCCUCAGGAGCCGGGACGCCGUGCUGGGCGCGCUGCAGGUGGCCGGCGCCAACGGGUACAGGGCCAGCAGCGAGGGCAGCGUCCAGGGCGUCUCCCAGUGCCUGGGAGACCUCGCCGCGGCUGACUGCGCCGCGUGCCUGGCGCAGGCCGUGGGGCAGCUCAAGGGCGGCUCCUGCGGCACGGCGCUGGCCGCCGACGUGCACCUGGCGCAGUGCUACGUCAGGUACUGGGCCAGCGGCUACUACUUCCGCUCGUCACAAGAUUAUUCGGGAGAUGACGUCGGCCGGACCGUGGCGAUACUAGUAGGCAUCUUGGCAGGACUAGCCCUCAUCGUGGUGUUCAUCUCCUUCCUCAGGAAAUCAUGUAAGCCCCUCACUUGGAGACAGUCUUUGGAGAACAUACUCUUUUUUCUUGUUUUCCUUUCGCAGAGGCAUCUGACUGACUUUGUUCUCGUAUGGAGAAUCUGUUUAUUCAGUAUUUAACAGUAACAGGUGAGAAUAGGUACAGGUCCAGAGCCUGAACAGAGGCACUAACCUGAUGAAAACUGGUAAAUUAUCAUUGCAGGUUAGGUAGGCCCCUGGAAGGACCUUCAACUCUCGCAUACCGUACUGAGACGAAACAACUUGUAGAAGACAGAUCUCCACUAGCAUGGUCCACAGGAGCUUCAUAAAGCUUUAAUCGCAUCGUCUUACCAAUAGAUAUGUAAACGAUCUUUUUACAGAGGAGAUAUGUAAAAGUGAUCUUUGGUAGUAGGACUCUAGGAGGAUCACAACCUUACUAUGGGUCAUCAAUUUUGGUCCACUAAUAAUGCCACCUAUUCGUUAUCAAA